CCUCCCAAUUGCCCCUUUACCUGUCCAGCCUCUCCAGGGCCCCACCCCUGGGUGGGGGAGGGGCCUCGACCUGCCACCCCACCCCCCAUUCCAGCCGGGGGCUCAGGUCUCCAACAACAGAACCAACCCACUCAGCAACGCUGGAAACUAUUUGGGGAGGCCUGGGGCCCCUGGUCCCAAGCCAGGAGGGCUUUAGGGGAGGGACACAGCCCCUGGCAGACUCGUCUUGUAGCUCAGGGGGCUGAGGGUGUCAGGGAGGCAGGCACGAGUGGUUCUCUUUCCCCUUUCCUGUAGUGGGGGUUCUCAGGGCCGGCAGUGGGGCAGGAGGCCUUGGAGGCAGAGCCUGUCGGGUGGGGGUGGCCGCAGGGCAGUGUGUGGUGGCAGGGACACCAUGGCUACCAUCCAGUCGGAGACUGACUGCUACGACAUCAUUGAAGUGCUGGGCAAGGGCACCUUCGGGGAGGUGGCCAAGGGCUGGCGGCGAAGCACAGGUGAGAUGGUGGCCAUCAAGAUCCUCAAGAAUGACGCCUACCGCAACCGUAUCAUCAAGAAUGAGCUGAAGCUGCUGCACUGCAUGAGGGACCUGGAUCCUGAGGAGGCCCAUGUCGUCCGCUUCCUUGAGUUCUUCCAUGACGCUCUCAGGUUCUACCUGGUCUUCGAGCUGCUGGAGCAAAACCUUUUUGAAUUCCAGAAGGAGAACAACUUUGCACCCCUCCCUGCCCGUCACAUCCGCACAGUCACCCUGCAGGUGCUCAGAGCCCUGACCCGGUUCAAGGAACUGGCAAUCAUCCACGCUGAUCUCAAACCUGAGAAUAUCAUGCUGGUAGACCAGACCCGCUGCCCCUUCAGGGUCAAGGUGAUUGACUUCGGCUCAGCCAGCAUCUUCAGUGAGGUGCGCCAUGUGAAGGAGCCAUACAUCCAGUCGCGUUUCUACCGGGCCCCCGAGAUUCUUCUGGGGCUGCCCUUCUGUGAGAAGAUAGACAUGUGGUCCCUGGGCUGCAUCAUGGCUGAGCUGCACCUGGGCUGGCCCCUCUACCCAGGCAACAGCGAGUAUGACCAGGUGCGCUACAUCUGUGAGACGCAGGGUCUGCCGAAGCCUCACCUGCUGCAUAACGCCCCCAAGGCCCUCCACUUUUUCAAGUGCAAUCCCUACCCUGAUGCCACGAACCCCUGGCAGCUCAAGUCCUCAGCCGACUACCUGGCCGAGACCAAGGUGCCCCCACUGGAGCGCCGCAAGUACAUGCUCAAGUCACUGGACCAGAUUAAGACAGUGAACAGUGGCAGGGUAGCCACUAGGCUCUCCUUCCCAGACCGCGAGGCACUGGCAGAGCACGCCGACCUCAAGAGCAUGGUGGAGCUGAUCAAGCGCAUGCUGACAUGGGAGUCCCACGAGCGCAUCAGCCCCAGUGCAGCCCUGUGCCACCCCUUCGUGUCCAUGCAGCAGCUGCGCAGUGCCCACAAGACCACCCACUACUACCAGCUCUCGCUGCGUGGCUGCCACCUCUCACUGCAGGUGGAGGGCAAGCCACCCAUGCCUGUUGUGGCCGCUGCUGACGAUGGGCCCCCCUACUACUGUCUGGCUGAGGAGGAGGAGGCUACAGGCAUGGGCAGUGUGCCUUUCUUCCAUGAGAAGGUCCCAAGCAUGGAAAGGGCCAUUGAUCAGCUGGAUGGCCUGAGUCUGGAGGAGGCGAGCUGUGGGCCAUGGGGUGAGACCAGCACUGACAUCCCCAACAUGCUGGCCCCGCUCAAGGCAGCUGCUGCUGCGUGCCGGGGGCCUGACGCAGGCCCUGAGCCCAUAUUGGCCUUCUAUGGCAGGCGCCUGGCCGGCCACAAGGCCCGCAAGCCACCUGCCAGCUCCAAGUCUGACUCCAACUUCAGCAACCUCAUCCGACUGAGCCAGGCCUCCCCUGAAGACGACGGGCCCUGCCAGGGCAGCAGCUGGGCAGAAGGCAAGCGCCAUGGGGCCUCUGCCAAGCUGCCCACCACCCCACAGCAGGACAGGGAUGGACUGGACGUCAAGGAUAUGACCAUGGAUGCUGAGGGGCCAGGCCCUGAGCUCUUCAACCACAGCAGCUGUCCUGGGGAAUGGCUGAGUGAGCCGGACUGGAUCUUGGAGGGCAUCAGGGGGCCACAGACCCAGGGGCUCCAGCCCUGCCAUACCCUUCCGCAUGGCCCACCCCAGGCCACCAGCUUUCUAUAGCAUGUUGGUGGGCACUGGUGA
This is a messenger RNA of Manis javanica (Malayan pangolin), 2221 nucleotides long. RefSeq names its product homeodomain interacting protein kinase 4 (gene HIPK4). Gene Ontology annotation, cellular component: cytoplasm; nucleus. The record is from RefSeq and is a predicted model, not a curated record. Lineage: Eukaryota; Metazoa; Chordata; Mammalia; Pholidota; Manidae. Gene Ontology annotation, biological process: peptidyl-serine phosphorylation; peptidyl-threonine phosphorylation. Gene Ontology annotation, molecular function: protein tyrosine kinase activity; ATP binding; protein serine/threonine kinase activity.